UGUUGAGCUUCAUCGUCAUCUUUUUCGCUGCGGAAGAACGAUGUUUUCCGUGCGCAGCUCGCGAUAGUAUCUCGAAACUGAAGGUGUCGCUAAUCCAGAGAUUCCCGUCUGAUCGUGAUUGAUUACGGAAACAUCUAACUACAAGCUUUGUCGACAACGGCAUCGAGCUCGCCACGAAACGUGUAAUACAAAUGCUCACUGCUACGGAAGCCGAUCAUUCCCCACUGUCAGCAUCAUAUAUUGAGUAGUGAAGAAGUCAGAACGAUAGAGCCAACAGAAAACAAACGUUGCCGGCACGAUGCCAGGCUUCAAACCCGGGAUCAAAAUCAGUCUCAGCGCCAAGAAAGACGACGGCGCUGAGUCCAAAACGAAGCCGAAACCCACCGUGGCCGAAGUUUUCAAUGAUGACAGUGAAUCAGAAGAAGAAAUGCCAGCAGAAGCUCGCAUUAGAAUGAGGAAUAUCGGCAAAGACACUCCCACGUCGGCCGGACCCAAUAGUUACGGGAAAACGAGUCGAGGCUUCACCGACCGACGAGCCGAGCUCGAGAAGAAACUCCGACUGCAACUUGAGGAAGCGGCAGCGGAAGCCGAGAAACGCAAACUCCAGGCGGAGGAGUCGGGUGAUGCGGCGAAACGGCCUAGAAAGGCGGAAGACGCUGCGAAGAUCUCCAAGAUAAAUGACGUUUUCACCGACACCGUCCAGGAAGAUCCCGAUAGCAGUUGAUGUAUAUAGGGAAACGCUUCAAGAUGAUUUAUUUUUGCCGUUACUGUCGGGCAACAGCAGCAACGACACUUGUAAAAGACGACGUAUUCUUUGGACGUUGUUCGUAUCCUUCUCUCCGUCUAGGGUAUUGCAUUGCGCAGCUUUUAUGAUUCUCGACUAUGAAAUUUCAUCUUCCUCUGAAAUCAUGGAGCGAGUCUGGUAGAAAAAGUCGAGGGUCGAUGGAACAUGAACAAAGAGGAGCGAGUCGAGCGUGCCGGUCCUUCCCAGGCGGAGCGGAUCGAGAGUUCAAUUGGUCGGAGUCAAGAAA
Galendromus occidentalis (western predatory mite) is the source of this 1031-nucleotide messenger RNA. RefSeq names its product PEST proteolytic signal-containing nuclear protein. NCBI's taxonomy places the organism in Eukaryota, Metazoa, Arthropoda, Arachnida, Mesostigmata, Phytoseiidae. Gene Ontology annotation, cellular component: nucleus. Gene Ontology annotation, biological process: protein ubiquitination; proteasome-mediated ubiquitin-dependent protein catabolic process. The transcript has a single exon. The record is from RefSeq and is a predicted model, not a curated record. The coding region runs from base 299 to 724 and encodes 141 amino acids.